Molecule: messenger RNA, 1994 nt
Organism: Xenopus tropicalis (tropical clawed frog)
Lineage: Eukaryota; Metazoa; Chordata; Amphibia; Anura; Pipidae
Gene: mstn.2
Product: myostatin, gene 2
Exons: 3
Coding region: 122-1231 (369 amino acids)
Cellular component (GO): extracellular region
Molecular function (GO): growth factor activity
Source: RefSeq, a predicted model, not a curated record
CUCUCCUCCCCUUGACUUUAAACUUACAUUAGGAGUCAGUUUGACUCCACAUUAAGGCAACAAGAAAAUAAGGGGGGAAAGAAAUAAAAAAAACCUCAAGAGAUUCUGACUACAUAAGAACAUGAUAAAAUUACGUGCAUGGGGUUGUAUUUACUUUUGUAUGCUGGUAGUAUUAAGCCCAGUGGAUCUAACAGACAACAAUCGAGCAACAGACAAAGAUACAUUGUGCAGUGCUUGUAUCUGGAGACAGAACAGUAAAUCUACAAGGCUUGAAGCUAUAAAAACCCAGAUCCUUAGCAAACUUCGACUGGAACAGGCACCUAAUAUUAGCAAGGAUGCUAUAAAACACCUUUUACCCAAAGCACCACCUUUACAAGAUUUAAUAGACAAAUAUGAUGUUCAAAAAGAUGAAAGCAGUGCUGGUCAUUUGGAAGAGGAUGAUUAUCAUGUCUCUGCUGAAACUGUUAUUAUAAUGCCUACCGAGUUUGGAAUUUCCAUUGAUAUGAAAGAAAAACCUAUUUGUUGCUUUUUUAAAUUCAGUUCUAAAGUUCAGUUGACAAAAAUAUCGAAAGCACAGCUCUGGAUACAUUUAAAACCUGUUCAAAAACCUACGACAGUUGUUGUGCAGAUCUCGAGACUCAUUAAGCCUUUGAAAGAUGGUACAAGAUACACUGGAAUCCGCUCACUAAAACUUGAAAUGAAUCCAGGUUCUGGAACUUGGCAGAGCAUAGAUGUGAAAACUGUACUGCAAAAUUGGCUGAGGCAACCCGAAUCCAAUCUAGGCAUUGAAAUAAGAGCAUUUGAUGGAAAUGGGCAGGAUCUUGCAGUAACCAGUAAUGAAGAUGGUCUGAGUCCAUUUAUGGAGGUCAAGAUUGUAGACACACCAAAACGAUUUAGAAGAGACUCAGGGCUUGACUGUGAUGAGCAUUCAACUGAAACUAUGUGCUGCCGAUACCCAUUAACAGUUGAUUUUGAGGCAUUUGGCUGGGACUGGGUGGUUGCUCCAAAGAGAUAUAAUGCUAACUACUGCUCAGGAGAAUGUGGAAUUGAAUAUCUGCAGAAAUACCCACAUGGCCAUGUUGUUAAUCAAGCUAACCCCAAAGGUCCUACAGGUCCAUGUUGUUCCCCAACCAAAAUGUCCUCCCUAAAUAUGUUAUAUUUUAAUGAUGAUGCAGAAGUUAUCCAGGGAAAGAUUCCAGCCAUGGUAAUAGAUCGCUGUGGGUGCAUAUAAGCAUUCCUUUUGUCCAUCUUGCCAUGAGAUGAAAAUUAUAAUUCAGGCACUUAUACACCUCUUUUGAAAUAAUAAGGAACAGCAUGUAGUAGUUGCUGUAGAACUGAAAGAAUUAUUUUUGUAGCUGUGAGAAGAAACCAUAAUACCAGAUAAAGUACAAUGUUAUUUGGUUAAAAAGGUAAAUCAAAAACUUUAUUGUUUCUUAUGUGUCUAACAUAAGAAAAAUUUAUAAAAUAAGUGUUAUCACUCAAACAACUUAACUAAAAAAAUUGUAGUGUAACUUAUUUUUUCCAAUUUGACAUUAAUUUUCAACAAAAAUUCCCAAAAGUAUCAGUCUGUGUGUUUACAAUAAACUUGAAUACAUAAUACAGAGCAAAAAUUCCAUGCAAGCAAUAUGCACACACUUUAGGUGAAUAUUGGCAUGGAUACAUUUUUAUACUUUUGUGAUCAUUACAAAUGUUACUUCUGCAGGUAUGGGACCUGUUAUCCAGAAUGCUUGAGACCUGGGGUUUUCCGGAUAAGGUUUUUUUUCCUAAUUUGGAUCACCAUACUUACAUACACCAGAAAUAAUAACUUUUCUUACAUUUAUCAUAACAUUGUCUUUGCAUGACCUUUAGAAUUUUGCCAUAGAAAUAUUUUCCAGAUGCUUUUACAUUACCUGUCUGACCCCCCCAUGCUCCUCUAGGAGGGGGCUUCCAUAUUUGUGCUGCAGCAGUCGAUUAGCAUUAGACGCUAUAACUGAGAGGCUGAGAAGGGACAGUCA